UCAAAUUUUUAUUGACCAGUACCAAUAAAUGAUCAAAGCCGACAAGUGUGGCUCUUUUACACUAGUCCAAGCUCCACCCAGCAGCGACCAUUAUCUUGUCUUGUCCCUUCCUUGACAGGAACCAGCAAAAGAGUUUACUAGCAAGAAAUGGCUGGAAGUGGAGUUUUUAGUGACAUAGUUGAUGGAGAUGAUGUCUAUAAAUUGUACGCAGAUGCCGAGUGGAAGAAGUCUUCUUCUGGAAAAUCAGUUCCCAUCAUCAAUCCCACCACCAGAAAGACCCAGUUUAAGGUCCAAGCUUGUACUCAAGAAGAGGUGAAUAAGAUCAUAGAAACAGCAAAAACAGCUCAGAAAUCAUGGGCAAAGACUCCACUGUGGAAAAGGGCAGAAUUGCUUCACAAAGCAGCAGCAAUCUUGAAAGAGCACAAAGCCCCCAUUGCAGAGUGCCUAGUCAAAGAGAUUGCAAAACCAGCUAAAGAUGCAGUGACUGAAGUGGUGAGAUCUGGGGAUUUGGUGUCGUAUUGUGCUGAAGAAGGGGUUAGGAUUCUUGGAGAAGGGAAGUUUCUGGUGUCUGAUAGUUUUCCUGGAAAUGAAAGAACCAAGUACUGCCUAACUUCAAAGAUUCCACUAGGGGUGGUUCUAGCAAUCCCCCCCUUCAACUAUCCCGUGAAUCUUGCCGUGUCAAAAAUUGCUCCUGCAUUAAUUGCUGGAAACUCCUUGGUCCUUAAGCCACCAACCCAGGGUGCUGUAGCUGCAAUUCACAUGAUCCAUUGCUUUCACUUGGCUGGUUUUCCCAAGGGCCUCAUUAGUUGUGUUACUGGAAAGGGUUCAGAGAUUGGUGACUUCCUCACAAUGCAUCCUGGGGUCAACUGCAUAAGCUUCACAGGUGGAGACACUGGAAUAGCAAUCUCAAAGAAGGCAGGCAUGAUCCCUCUUCAGAUGGAAUUGGGUGGUAAAGAUGCUUGUAUCAUUUUAGAAGAUGCUGAUUUGGAUUUAGCUGCAGCAAAUAUCGUCAAAGGAGGCUUCUCAUACAGUGGUCAAAGGUGCACAGCCGUCAAGGUUGUUCUAGUUAUGGAAUCCGUUGCUGAUAUCCUUGUCGAGAAAGUUAAAUCCAAAGUCUCGAAACUGACAGUUGGACCACCUGAGGACGACUGCGACAUUACUCCAGUUGUUACAGAGUCGUCAGCAAAUUUUAUUGAAGGGUUAAUAAUGGAUGCCAAGCAAAAAGGAGCAACUUUCUGUCAAGAGUACAGGAGAGAGGGCAAUCUAAUAUGGCCAUUAUUGUUAGAUAAUGUUCGACCUGAUAUGAGAAUAGCAUGGGAAGAGCCCUUUGGUCCAGUUUUACCGGUUAUAAGAAUAAACUCUGUCGAAGAGGGAAUCCACCAUUGUAAUGCUAGCAAUUUUGGUCUUCAGGGAUGUGUCUUUACAAGAGAUAUAAACAAAGCAAUGUUGAUCAGUGAUGCUAUGGAGACAGGAACAGUUCAGAUCAAUUCAGCGCCAGCUCGUGGACCCGAUCAUUUUCCAUUCCAGGGUAUCAAAGACAGCGGAAUCGGCUCUCAGGGGAUAACUAAUAGCAUCAACAUGAUGACAAAGGUCAAGACUACUGUGAUCAACUUACCCACCCCUUCUUACACUAUGGGUUGAUGAGCAAUCCUUAUCUAGAUUUGAUCUAUGAUAGAUUAAGAACAUAAAUAAAUGAAUCCUCUUUACUUUCAUGUGUGAGUCCCAUCACUUGUUAGUAUUCCGAGUCCAUUAGGGACUGGCGCUAGAUAAGUUUGUCCCAGGGGUUUAUAUGCAUUUGUAGCUAAAUAAGAUUGUGUAUUGGAGUUUAAUUAUGUAUCUAUCCAUUUCAGAGUGCUGGUUUGGUUA
Messenger RNA from Manihot esculenta (cassava), 1866 nucleotides. RefSeq names its product NADP-dependent glyceraldehyde-3-phosphate dehydrogenase. The transcript is spliced from 9 exons. Gene Ontology annotation, molecular function: lactaldehyde dehydrogenase (NAD+) activity. Bases 148 to 1641 code for a protein of 497 amino acids. The record is from RefSeq and is a predicted model, not a curated record. Lineage: Eukaryota; Viridiplantae; Streptophyta; Magnoliopsida; Malpighiales; Euphorbiaceae.